Solanum verrucosum is the source of this 993-nucleotide messenger RNA. Its product is annotated as protein terminal ear1 homolog. The transcript is spliced from 4 exons. The coding region runs from base 1 to 993 and encodes 330 amino acids. The record is from RefSeq and is a predicted model, not a curated record. Gene Ontology annotation, molecular function: nucleic acid binding. Lineage: Eukaryota; Viridiplantae; Streptophyta; Magnoliopsida; Solanales; Solanaceae.
AUGGCAGUACUGAAUCCUAAUGCAGAAGUGUUUAAACCAACUAAUAAAGAAAAUGAAGUAGUCCCUUUUCUCCCACAAGGCAAUGAACUUGUUGUGUAUCAGCCACCAUUACUGCCAUUUCAUGUUUCACAGCCUCAAUAUCAUCACUUAGGAUAUUUCUACUACUAUCAACAAAAUGUUCCCUUUUAUUGGAUUCACAGAGAUCGUUAUCAUCAACUUGAAAAAACACCUCAAAAUCAGUCAUUUCUUGCAAAAGGUGAGAUCUUUAGUGAUGGGGUGAAGAAGAAUUGUAUGUGGGUUGAGAAAACACAUCAAGAUCAGUCUUUUGUUGGUAAAGAUGAAAUAUUUAGUGUUGGGAUGAAGAAAAAUUGGAAAAAUAAGAAACCCCUUUUGCCACCUAGGUUGAUGAGAGCUGGUGAAAGUGGUUGGAAGCCAAAAGGGUUUUUUAUGAGGAAGCCACAGCAAGAAACUGGUUCUUCUAUCUCUCCAUGCAAAUCUUCUGCUACUUUUUUCAGUAGGAACAAAACUACUGUUAUGAUAAGAAACAUACCCAAUCAGUUCAGGAGAGAGCCUUUCAUGCUUUUUGUUGAUCAUUACUGCAAUGUGAAUCAUUGGGAGUAUGAUUUCCUUUAUCUGCCAAUGGAUUUUAGGACCAAGAACAAUGUAGGCUAUGCUUUUGUCAAUUUCACGUCGGGUUGUGCUGCUUCAGAGAUUAGGAAAGUUCUCAGGUACUUCAAAUGGAAUAGUGUCGAGACUCCCACGGGCUUUUACUCAUCAAGGAAGAUUUGUGUAGUUUCUUGGGCUCGUAUUCAGGGCAAGGAUCAAUUGGUGAAGCAUUUUUCGCAGUCUAAGUUUAUAUGUGACACUGAUGAAUAUCUUCCAGUUGUUUUCUCCCCUCCGAGGAACGGGUCAUCUAGGUUGACAGCUCCAAUGAUUAUUGGCAAUCUGGCUGCAGUUCCGUCAGUUAAUUCAUCCAGUGACACGACUAAUUAG